This is a messenger RNA of Drosophila grimshawi, 2402 nucleotides long. RefSeq lists its product as uncharacterized. Gene Ontology annotation, cellular component: membrane. NCBI's taxonomy places the organism in Eukaryota, Metazoa, Arthropoda, Insecta, Diptera, Drosophilidae. The record is from RefSeq and is a predicted model, not a curated record. The coding region runs from base 297 to 2180 and encodes 627 amino acids. The transcript has 6 exons.
AGAAAAUCUAGUUAUUUGACAAAACGUGGCUACAAAUUUUAAAAUAUUGUGUUGCUAUUUUCAUAUUUUUUUUUCGAAAUAUUUGUAUUAUUAAGAAAUGCAUUUUUAAAAAGUAUAUGUGUAUAUAUAUUGUACCAGACCCCUGGGUCUGAGUGUAUAUGCCAAGUUUUAAGCCUCUAGUUUGAGAGGGCGUGGACAGACAGCAUGACGAGCAUUGUGCAAAACGAAUACACCCUUCAACCUUCGCACCCUGCCAAUGUGCCAGUGACGUCAGCAGGAGCAGCAUCAUCAUCACUAUGGCAGAGACAAACAGCAAUGCGCAGCAGGCAAUGAUGAGCAGUGGGAACAACAACAACAACCACAACAGCAGUGAAUUCAAUGGUCGUCACUCGGCCUCUCCGGCACGGACCAUAGAUUCGCACGAUUCCACAACCGGCAGCAUGGACACAAUUGUGGACCGCAGUCUUGGCCGCAAGGAGCUGAUGCAUGUGACCAACACCAUUGAGCAGAGCUCCAAUGCGACCAAUGCGAUCAAUGCCGGCGGCGGCAGUUUGACCAACUCACAAAUAGCAAUGAUCCAGCAGGAUUCACAACAUCAACAGCAGCAGCAGCAGCGGCAGGAACAGGAGCAACAGGAGCAGGAUGCACGCCAGCACUUGGAUGCACAGAGUCACAUAUAUUCGAGUCCCGUUUACGAUGAGAAGCCAUCGCCAGCUUUAAAUCUAGCUGCGCCGACAUUAAUGGCCAGUGGAAAAGUUGACGCCACCAAGGAGCCAAAACUGAUUAGCCACGAGGAGUUCAAGCAGCAGCUGGAGUUGGCCAUGGCCAGCCGGGGCCAGGCCAAGAGUGUUAACAACACCAUCGAUUCACGCAUCAGCAAGAAGCAGCGCUUCCCCCCAGAGCUCAUCAAAUACAAGGGGGGCAGCGGUGGCAGCGGAGGCAGCAUCGAUAGCAAGGUGCGCCGCAAGCGUCGGGCAAGCAAUGAAUGCUGCUCCGCAUUCCCAUUGCAAAUCGUGCUGGGCACAUUGCAAUUGUUUUUGGCCAUUUCGCUGACGGCGCUCGGCUCGCUGCUAAUAGUCCGCGACGCGGCCUUGUCAAUGGCCGGCUGCGGAAUUUGGACCGGUCUAAUUGCGGCAGUCACCGGCUCACUGGGCGUGGUCAGCAUGCGAAAAACGCAAACCGCCUUUCUCGCGCUCAGCCUGGUUUGCAUUGCUAGCAGCACGCUCGCCCUGGCCAUUUCUGGCGUGGGCCUGUCCCGCGAUCUCAAUCGCAUGGCCGAGCAAAAGGGUGAACAGUUUGACCUGAUGAAUGCCAAUAGCGAAGUUUCAGCUGCCUGUGGUUUGAUUUUUGCCCUCUUUCUGCAUUUCGUGGUCAGCAUUGUUUCCGUUUAUCGCUGUGCCCUGCAGACCUGCACAAAAUCGCAACACAGUGAAUUGAACGAUGUCAUUAUCAAAACAAACCCAUCAGCAAGCAUCGCUUUGGAUCAGCAAAGGGUGGAUCAAUACAUAAAGAAUAUGUCCUUCAAUGGCAGCGAAAAAGCAAACAACGAAAAACUGGCGGCCAUGUGGAUGUAUGCCAGGCAAAUGGGCAGCCUGCCCCCAGCAUCACUCCGCAAGCUGACGCCAGACUCGCGUUCCAUAAUGCUCAUCCCAGCCACAGCUGCCGGUAAUGGGUUGCCACCACCGCCACCCAGCCGCAUGCCACCGGCUCCGCCGGGAAUGGGAGGAAUGCUGUUGCCAGUACCGCCGCCGCCUCCACCACAGUAUGUGCCGUACAUCCGGCCGGGUUCCGUGGUCUAUGCGCAUCCGGCCAGCCUCACGGGCACCUACCGGACGCACCGGAGCAACAAGUCGGCCGAAAUGAACGGAGAGCGUCGGCGUCGUCGAGCCGGAAAAUUGAAUGUAAAUCGCUGCCAGCGUCGCAAGUCCGAGGCGGAUGUGCUCGAUGGGGCGCCCAAUUUCCGGUACACGGGCCUUGAUCGCGCAAUUGCGGACAGCUUCCUGGCCCGGCAGGAGCUGUCGCAGGCGGGCAGCCACAUGGACUACUCCUCGUCGACGUCCUCCUCGGCGCACAGUGAGAUCUACGGCCAGCAGGCUGCCGCUGUAGCUGCUGGCGCCCCCGCCGCCGGCUCGCGACCCUCUUCCAAGGCGAAGAUCGUCUGCCGCGAUGUAAUGAUGUAAUCGGCUGAUGCUGCUCUUGAUGUAAUCGGUUGAUGAACCCUAGUUGAAUCCCUGACGCGUUGCUCGGUAAUUUUUGUAAAUAGCUUACCAGAGGAAAGAACACCCUUAUUUUUUUGUUUGUACUCAUGUAUAUUUGUUGCAUACAUUUGUAUGUAUGUAAAUACAGUUAGUUGUAGGUCUGUUUGCAUAUGAAUCGAAUAAAGAACACUCUUACAAAAUAAA